This is a messenger RNA of Aspergillus ibericus CBS 121593, 393 nucleotides long. RefSeq lists its product as uncharacterized. The transcript has 3 exons. NCBI's taxonomy places the organism in Eukaryota, Fungi, Ascomycota, Eurotiomycetes, Eurotiales, Aspergillaceae. Bases 169 to 393 code for a protein of 74 amino acids. The record is from RefSeq and is a predicted model, not a curated record.
GCUCACCUGCCAUCUGCUCAACAGAAGUAGGUUUCGUAUCACAUCGGAAUGUAUCUGAACAACAACAGCAUGGCAGAUUCUGUGCAUAAAUAGAGCCAUCUGCUCAUCUCUGAUCGAUCAUACCAUCACCACCACCAUCACCAUCCAGAGCAAUCGAACACCAGCAAAAUGCGCUUCACUAUCCCCCUCGUCCUCUUAUUCGCCUCCCUGGCCAUCGCAGCUCCUGCUGCCGAGGCAGACAACGACGCCGAUAUUGCUGUGGCCGAUGAGGAGCCCGCUCCUGUUGAUGUGCAGGCCUGUCGUAAGGGAUACAGACAGUGCCUUGAUAAUUGCAACCGUCACCAUGGCGGUAACAAGUGCUACCGGGCUUGCUAUGUUCACUAUUGCCAGUGA